GCAUUAGUUUGUACUUUUUGAAAGAGGUUGCUACAAGGUUGCGCGCGUAUAAGGUUAACGUUACCGAAUUCUCCUUAACUUCUUAAAAAAAAUUGUUACAAAAGGUUGGAGGUUAUGUUUGUCAUACGAAAUUUAAACGUUUAAUCGCAUCGCUUUCAAACAUUCUUUCGUCAAGACUCGAAUACCAGUCAUGGACACAGGAAAUUCGACGUCCGGUGACAGCUCCUCGCAGUUGAAUAUAGAGACUACGCCCCGCGCUGAACGACGGGUUACUCGAGGUUCACGACAAAGAGCUGUGGACAGCGUGACAAAGAAGUUCCUUAGAAACUUUGAUCCAGAGCAUAGCGAAAGAGAGAAGCGCAAACUUCAUCGACGAUUGUAUCAGGGUCACAAAAGGCACGCUUUGUACGACGAAAACGGUAUUCACAUAGAAACAGGGGAUGAUCUGUGCGACUGUUUGAAUAUAACCUGUGCUGGAUGCCAUUACCCUUGCGCCAAGUGUUCCUCUGCAAAAUGUGGCCACGAGUGCAGAAUCAACCGUAAGUGGAGCUAUGAAUCAAUCGAGAACGAAGGUUGCGAUGUUGUUAUAAAAAAUCCACUGUUGAAAGACAGUUAAUUUUGUAUACAAAAAACAAAGUUAAUAGACAAAAGUGAAGACUGCAAAGGUAAGAACAUUUAUAGAGACCGUGGCUGUCUUUCCAUGAAAGAAUUUAUUAACAUAUUCAAAUCAGGAUUACGUAAAUUAUAAUAGAUAUAAGGUGACAAUUAGGAUAGAAAGCAUAAUGUGCAACUAUGGAAAUGCAAUAAAGUUAUACAUAUGUCUC
Hylaeus volcanicus is the source of this 824-nucleotide messenger RNA. RefSeq names its product ARL14 effector protein. The coding region runs from base 191 to 616 and encodes 141 amino acids. The record is from RefSeq and is a predicted model, not a curated record. Gene Ontology annotation, cellular component: intracellular membrane-bounded organelle. Lineage: Eukaryota; Metazoa; Arthropoda; Insecta; Hymenoptera; Colletidae. The transcript is spliced from 4 exons.